This is a messenger RNA of Triplophysa dalaica, 3680 nucleotides long. It is a transcript of the gene bin1a, whose product is annotated as myc box-dependent-interacting protein 1. NCBI's taxonomy places the organism in Eukaryota, Metazoa, Chordata, Actinopteri, Cypriniformes, Nemacheilidae. The record is from RefSeq and is a predicted model, not a curated record. Bases 170 to 1885 code for a protein of 571 amino acids. Gene Ontology annotation, cellular component: synaptic vesicle; plasma membrane; cytoplasm. Gene Ontology annotation, molecular function: phospholipid binding; tau protein binding. The transcript is spliced from 20 exons.
GGUCGCUGUAUCCUGUGUGCGCUCGUGUAGGUUGAAUGUUCAUUCUAUUCCAUUGACGGUUUAUUAUAGGGCAUCGAAUUUAUUCGAACUGCAUUAAGGCAAAUAAUUAGAUAUUUUGACCGAAUGCUCUUUUGACACGUCGCGUGGAAACAUAUAAUCCGGCAAAAGAAUGGCUGAAUUACCGAUGGGGAAAGGGGUUUCCGCAGGGAGGCUUGCGAGCAAUGUACAGAAAAAAAUAACCAGGGCUCAGGAAAAGGUUCUCCAAAAGCUUGGCAAGGCUGAUGAAACUAAAGAUCUGGCAUUUGAAGAGGGUGUGAUCAACUUUAACAAACAGCUGGUUGAGGGUACCAAACUGCAGAAAGACCUCCGGGCCUAUUUGACUGCUGUGAAAGCCAUGCAUGAGUCCUCUAAACAUCUCUACGAGUGCCUAGAUGAAAUGUAUGAGCCGGACUGGUAUGGCAGUAAGGAUGUCGAAUCCCUCUUUGAGGACUCAGACCUCCUCUGGACAGAUUUCCAUCAAAAAUUGGUAGAUCAUGCGCUCAUAUCCAUGGACACUUACUUGGGCCAAUUUCCUGACAUCAGGGCUCGUAUCUCAAAGCGUGACAGGAAGCUGGUGGACUUUGACAGUGCUCGCCACAAUUAUGCUGCGGUAAACAAAGGCAAGAAAAAGGAGGGGAUUAAGAUCACCAAGCCAGCAUCUCUUCUGGAGAGAGCCGCCCCAGGCUGGGCUCAGGGGAUCCUGUCGGCCCAUAAUGUAGCGCAGACCAGUCUCUCCAGGAGUCAGGCAGAAGAAGAGUUGGAUAGGGCACAGAAGGUAUUCGAGGAGAUUAAUAUAGAUUUGCAGGAGGAACUGCCAUCACUGUGGAACAGUCGAGUCGGCUUUUAUGUGAACACAUUCCAGAGUAUGGCUGGUCUUGAGGAAAAGUUUCACAGAGAAAUGGGGAAAAUUAAUCAGAAUCUGAAUGAUACACUGGAGAAAUUAGAAAAUCAAGAUACGUCCAGAAAUGCAGGUAGCCAAGGGGCGAGGACAUCAGCACCCCAGACGAGUGAGAGAACGGAAGAUGCCAAUCACACUUUGAGUCCAGGAGUUCCGCCAGCCAUUCCCAAAUCACCGUCUAAGCUAAGGCCUGCUGUCCCUCCACCUCCUAAAGUUACUCCAUCAAAGGACUUGAAGCAGGAAAACAUAAUCAACCUGUUUGGAGAAGCUGCAACUCCAGACAUCAGUGUCACUUCGCCAACCCAGUAUGAGGCUCCAGCAACUGCUAAUCUGCUGGACAUGGACCUGGACUCACUUCAGGCUGCUACCACUCCUGUAGCUCAGAAGACUUGGGACUCAUGGGAGCAAGCAGGCAAGGAAGCUGAGGUUCCUCAGACAUGGGACGAUGAUGGUACCCAGACUGUGCGCUCUGGCUGGGGUGAUGAUGGUAACAAGGCUAGCUGGGAUGAUGAUUGUAGCCAACCUGUGUGUGCUCCGGCCGCAUACCCCACCUGGGAUGAUGAUGAAGGCUCUCAGCCUGUUCAGGGUCAUGAAAAUGAUGCUACCCUGCAGGCCGAGGGGUGGGACGAUGAUGGGGCUCAGCAGGCCACAGAAAAGACAGCUGCUCCAGAAGAGCCAUCGGCUGAAGUUAAAGCAAAGGCACCAGCUGAGAGUGUAGAGAUGCCUGAAGGCUUGCUUUUUAAAGUGAAAGCAAUGCAUGACUAUAAUGCCAAUGACUGUGAUGAGCUGGAGUUGAAAGCAGGAGAUGUAGUGUUGGUGGUGACUUUUGAAAGUCAAGAUGACCAGGAUGAUGGGUGGCUGGUUGGGGUGAAAGAAUCCGACUGGAUUCAGUCUAAAGAUCUUGGGAAGAAAGGAGUCUUUCCUGAAAAUUUCACAGAGCGGAUUUAAGAGCCUGGCCGCUGUCUUGAUCCGUGACACUUCUGCUUUUUCCUUGUGAAUCCUUGUUUCACCUUUGAACUUACCCUGAAAAUGCAGAGAUUAAAAACUGUACCACACAGACAAAUACAGAAACCUCUGGCGUAGCCCACUACAUUUAUGCACCCACAGGCAAUCGGUUGUGUUACGCUUGUGGAAGUGGAGUUUGCAUUGUUGACAGGUCAGUCUUUCUGUUUUUUUUAUUAGCCUCCCUACAGCGUCAAGUAACACUCUGUUAUUAAGUAUUGCCUAAAAGGAACGUUAUUUCAUCUGCCAGUAUGUUUCGUAAUAAAAAAACAGGAAAUAGUCAAAAAGGUUUAAUUGUUGUCUAAGGUGCUCACAAAACAAGUAGUCUCUGUAGUCUAAUACUGAGCACUUUAUUAGUUGCAUGAUGUUGUAAGAGCACUCUUUCAAGGAAACUUUUUGACUGCUCAAUGUCAGAUAUCUACGCUAGCUUUGGCCCUGUCCACCAGCAUCAUUUUUUCUGCAUUUAUAAAUCAGGAACAAAGAAAAACGUAAAAAAUAACAUGAGACUAAUAAGGUGUCCUUUCCUUUUUAAUAACAGAAAAACAAUAUGCACUCAUUCAAAUGUAGUUAAUAUUGAAACUAAGGAGACUGACAUACAGUAUAUAUCCCCAGAUAUUUGCUCAGGUUAGAUUUUAAUAAACCUGCGUGCUGUCUCUGACACUCAGCUUUACUCUAUAUAUGAUAUAACUGUCCACAGAUCCUUAAAAAGCCAUUCAUGAAAUCUCUGCGAUCAUUUUACUUCACUGUGCAAAGGGCAUAAUCAUUCAGUUAAAAAUGGUUUAUAUUCUGUAAACUACUAUCAGAUGCUUUAUUUACUUAACAUGUGAGGCAAUAAUGUCUACACAGAUCCUCAUUUGUUUAUGAAGUGUAUGUAUAGACAUGGGUCAGAAUUAUAGGAAAAUUGUCAUUUUGUGAUUCGAGAAAGUAACAUUAAGACGAAACAAUGUGUAAUCUGGUGCAACAUAUUAAAGUCGUUCCAAAUAUGCAUAAUUCAGUCCUCUUACAUUGAAUUUAAGGUUUAUUUUUGUACAUUGUGAGACAAAUGAGAGUUGCAAUGUUUAAGUCUACGUGCCAUGAACAUGAACCGGUGAGGUAUAAUCUGCUCAUUUCAUGUUUGGAUCAGAUCUAAUGAUCAAUUUCAAAGCAAGUGCAGUUUAUGAACUUCUAGAUAGCCGGACCUUAAGUCUGUAUUUCUGAGAAAUUGAUUCAUCAGCUGUUGUGCUGAAUGACAACUUUUUGUUAGUUUUUUUGUUUGGUUUGUUACUCCUGAUCUCUAUCUUCUCUCCUUGAGGCAAGUGCGCGCGUGUUUUUGUAUCCUGUACUGAGAAAUCAAUGUGAUCUCUAGAGACAUAUUAUUGCGAUAUUUAAGCUGCCAAUGCGUUUUGAUGACCUGUCGGGUGUAGUCAGAACGGAUGGGAAACACAUCCACUUUCUGUAUUUGAGUGCAUUUACAAUAUUUGGUAGUCGUUGUGUUUGUGGCUGUAAACAUUGUGUAGUUUUGUUGGGUUUUAUCACUAAAAUACAAAUUAUCUUGCCAUAUCUAUAUCUGUAUUUAGUGUGAAUGUGAAAGAGGCAUGCUUAACUCCACGAGCGGUGUGUCAGUGUGUACUAACUUGAUGUUUUCAGGCUGAGGUGAUCUGGGAGACUAGGGCCACUUCAUGCCACUCAAGCCAUGAGUGUAGUCAUUCUACAGAUCUGUGUCCUGCUAACUCACCUAUGUUAAUAAACAUACAUUUUAUCC